This is a messenger RNA of Opisthocomus hoazin, 1070 nucleotides long. NCBI's taxonomy places the organism in Eukaryota, Metazoa, Chordata, Aves, Opisthocomiformes, Opisthocomidae. The record is from RefSeq and is a predicted model, not a curated record.
AUCUCCAGCCCUGACCAGCAAUGCCAUCAGCUAUGGAGGGCUCAGAGGGGGGAGAAGGGGAAAUCUUGCGCUAUGAGGAAACAGAAGAUGACAACAUCAGUCCCACCGACCUGUCGGAGCUGCUGAAGGAGGGGACUAAGGAGUCCCAUGACCGCGCGGAGAACACUCAGUUUGUCAAAGACUUCCUGAAAGGACGGAUCAAGAAGGAGCUCUUCAAGCUGGCCACUGCAGCACUUUACUUCACGUACUCUGCUCUGGAAGAGGAAAUGGAUCGCAACAAGGACAACCCGGUCUUUGCUCCUCUGUAUUUCCCCCUAGAGCUUCACCGGCAAGAAGCAUUGGUCAAAGACCUGAAAUACUUCUACGGAGAAGACUGGAAAGAGAAGAUCCAGUGUUCAGAGGCAACUCAGCACUAUGUGGACAGAAUCCAUCAUGUGGGACAGCAUGAGCCAGAGCUGCUAGUGGCUCAUGCUUACACACGCUACAUGGGGGACCUCUCAGGUGGCCAAGUGCUGAAGAAGGUAGCCCAGAGGGCCCUGAAGUUGCCCGGUACUGAGGAAGGGGUCCAAUUCUACAUAUUUGACAACAUUUCUAAUGCACAGCAGUUCAAGCAGCUCUACAGAGCGAGGAUGAAUGCUCUGGACUUGGAGAAGAACACCAAGGAAAGGAUCGUGGAGGAGGCCAACCAAGCCUUCAGAUUUAACAUGCAGGUAUUUGAUGAACUGGACAAGAUUGGCAGGUCGCUGACAGAAGAAGCCCAAGACGGAGGCUUUCCAGCCCACGACGGAAAAGGAGACCUCUGCAAAUGCCCUUACUAUGCAGACAAGCUAGCAGGCCAGGCGGGAGCCGGCUGUCCCUAUCGCGCCGCCGUGGACCUGGCGCAGCAGCCCCUGGUGCCGCUGAUCGUGGCGGGCUGUGCUGCUGGGGGGAGCGGCCUGGGGCUUGGUGACGUGGGCACCCCUCUGCCUUCCAUUUUGGGGGGGCUCCUCCUCUUCAACCGAGUGUGUGGGCACAAGGAGAGGGGAGAGCUGGGGAAGCGCCAGGGCUUCUGCUGCCCUGGGCUGGGGUAG